Lethenteron reissneri (Far Eastern brook lamprey) is the source of this 4770-nucleotide messenger RNA. Its product is annotated as P2Y purinoceptor 8-like. Gene Ontology annotation, biological process: blood coagulation; positive regulation of Rho protein signal transduction; thrombin-activated receptor signaling pathway. The record is from RefSeq and is a predicted model, not a curated record. Gene Ontology annotation, molecular function: thrombin-activated receptor activity. Gene Ontology annotation, cellular component: plasma membrane. Lineage: Eukaryota; Metazoa; Chordata; Hyperoartia; Petromyzontiformes; Petromyzontidae.
UCCCCGCCGGGAGAUCGAACCGGCAAAACCGCCGCUUUGCAAGUCCACUGUGCGUGAGGAAGAGACAUUGAGACCCUUUGCUCAAAUAUUUCGGGGCGAAAAAAACAAGGCAGGCUGUAACAUGCAUAUCCCUCCCUCCCCAUGGGCUGACGAAAGCUUUAAUAUCCGAGCCAUAGACAGCCCCUUUGAUAAUCGGCAACCGGCGCUAGUAAUCCGUGGGAUCACUGAUGCAGCCAGCCUCACAGGUGAAAGAAGGCGCGAAGAAGAGACUCCACCGCUGCUAGUACGCCUGGAAGUUGACUUUCCGUGGCAUCGACCAGAAGGUGACACCUGCACGUUGGGAGCGCAGACGGAUCGCCGCGAUGACGGACAACUCGAGCUCCAACGGCACCGUCACCCUGGACGACUUCACCGCCAGCGUGCUCACGGGCCGCCUCACCACGAUGGCCCUGCCCGCCAUCUACAUCGUCAUCCUUCUCAUCGGCCUCCCGACCAACGUCUCCGCGUUCUGGAUGCUCUGCGGCAGGAUCCGGGCCAGCAGGUCUCCGUCGUCCACCAACAUCUACAUGAUGAACCUCGCCGCGGUCGACCUCCUCUUCCUCGCCUUCCUGCCCCUGCAGAUCGCGUACCACCUCCGGGGCAACGACUGGCCCUUCGGGCGCCCCCUCUGCCACCUCGUCACCACCUUGCUCUACCUCAACACCCACUGCUCCAUCUUCUUCCUCACGUGCAUCAGCGUGGACCGCUACCUGGCCGUGGUGCACCCGCACCGGGCGCAGCGGCUGCGCGGCGCUCGCACCGCCGUGGCCGCCAGCGCCUGCACGUGGGUCAUCAUCCUGCUGUUCGCCUCGCCGCUGAACUUCAUCAAGCUGACCAUGGACGUGCCGCAGCUCGGCAUCACCACCUGCUACGACGUCUUCCCCAAGAUGGGCUCGGUGGUGUCGUUCUUCCAGACGUACUGCGUCGUCUUCUUCGCGUGCGUCUUCCUCGUCCCCUUCUCCGUCACCGUCUUCUGCUACCUGGCCAUCAUCCGCUCGCUGCUGAUUGGCGGCGGCGGCGGCGGUGGUGCCGCGGCGAGCAAGGGGGCCGCCCACGUGCGCCGCCACGCAGCCCAGCUCUCCGUGGUGGUGCUGGCGACGUUCGUCACCUGCUUCGCGCCCUGCAACUGCGUGCUGCUGGCGCACUCGCUGAUGCACCGCGUGGCCGGCGGCAGCAACCUCUACGGCGUCUACAAGCUGUGCCUCGCCUUCAGCAGCCUCAACACCUGCUUCGACCCGCUCGUCUAUUACUGCGCCUCGGCCGAGUUCCGUCGGCGCCUCCGCUCCGCGCUGCGCUGCCGCCGCACCGGCGACGAGGUGAGCCGCUCCUUCUCGGAAGCGGGCAAGCCCAGCCUGGCCCGCGCCGGAGGAGCGGCGCGGAGGUCCGAUGAGUCUUCGUCCAUCAAGAAGUCGUCGGUGUCCGUGAGCAGCCUGUGAGAUUAUCGGCGGCCGUCGGGGAAGGUUUCUUUCGGUGUGACAGAAAACGGGGCGCGUCAAGCGCGGGGUUAGUGGUUAAAGGGUAAGCGGGAAUGAUAGCUGUGUUCGAAUUGCCAAUAUUUGGUUUGGAAUUAAAAAAAAACAGGAUUACGUUUAUGAAGGGGGGUUUUUAUGGAUUUGGAGAAGUAGCAGCAUUUAGUCCAUGUAAGCAAAGCAGUCACUACCUGCAUCGGACGAACAAAACAUAAUUGUGCGUGUGAUUUCAAAUCUCAAUUACAGCUUUGCUCACAGACUGUUAGCAAAAAAAAAAUCGUGGCCUUCAUUUGUGUGUUUGCGAAUGUGCCUUCCCAUCCGCCGUCCCAUUGAGAUGUUAAUCUGGCCCGAGAUCUUCAUGGGGACAAAGAAAAAUAACUGAAGAGAAACUGAAUUUAAGUGCAGUAAACCCAUGGCAUUACCUUAAAUUGUUUCAGUCUCUCUCAAAUGUCAUUUCUAUUUUAUUUUAAAGCAUGGUUUUACGUGAAAGGGUGCUCAUAACCUUUCAUUGCUAUCUUAAAUCACGAGCCCUUACCACUACAGUCCAAUGCAGGCAGCUGCUUGUUCUGUUAGUCAUAAAACCGCAAGCAAUAUGCAGCCGUGUACAAUGUGGAAGUCAGAUUUAAAAAAACAUUUCCUGCAGUUUUUAUGAAACGAAUGUAGCAAAAUGUCAGCAUUCAAAGAACAGAAACAUCAAGGACUUUUUUGUUGUUGUUCAUAAUUCAAGUUAGGUGUGCCCAGGGAUGCUGGACCAUGGUUCACGUGCAGAGUACCACAUGCCCACUGUACAAUACUGACAACGAGUAAAAUAUUCUUAUACUCAUUACACUGGUCAACACACUUUUUCUGGCAUAAGGUAUUCCAACGGUCUUAAUGUAAUUUUGGGGUGCUGAUUCCAAAUCUGGCAUCAGUUUUUGUCUAUCACAUCAGGUUUUCGAGAUAUCAAAUAUUGCAUUUUCAAUAAAAACUGCUGAAGAAAAAUAUGAAAUAAAUGUGGAUAUCUACAUAAAAUGCUAUUAUAAACACACUAUCCUAAAAAUACAGCACCAUAUUUUAACACUAAAGCAGUCACUGACUCGCAACAACUUGCAAUCAUAAGUGACAGAGUUAAUUUCGGGUAAAAUCAAUGAAAAUGGGGUAUGCCGAUAGCAUAAAAAUGAUGUGAUAGAGCAAAUCUGAGAUCAGAUUUGGAAUCAGCACCCUGAAAUUAGUCUAAAACAGCUGGAAAAGUCCAAGCCAGAAAAAAAUGUUUUUUCUUUGUUGACCAGUGAAUUAUCAAUACCCUCUCGUGGAGGUCCGCCCACAAGCGGCAGCAAGAGCUAGACAAUGCAGGGCUGAGCCUUUACCUUGACAUCUUUAAUCCUACGGUACUAAUGGAUUCCUGCUAUUACGGAAGGAAUUUUUGAACACCGCAUUGGCUAUUUCCCACAAACAGGCAUGCGACGAUGCACCGAUUGAGAACAAUCGAUGCUUACGACGCACGCACCAACUUGUGUGUGUGUGUGCGCGCGCGUUAAACUGAAGGAAUAGUUGAAUUGACCACACAGACUGAAUCCUGGCAAUUCAGCAGACCGUUCAGCGAGAUGAAUUGGCCGCAUGCCUAAUACCCAGACUGUCAAGUGUUUUUUUUUCUUUCACGUGGAAAACCGGGGGUAUGCCACAUUAUCCCAGCUGAGAGUCAAUUAAACCCAUCAUCUCUCCGUGGGUGAUAAAACGAGUAUCGUUUUAAUGGAAAAUCAACUAAGGUUGUUUGGUGGACAGACGGCCCCUGCAUCAUGGGAGUGUGGAAUAUCCAACACGGCCUCAGGACCGCCACCUGAAAUGAUCACGGGGGGACCUUUUGACCCCAGACCGGCACGAGUCGGCUGCGUUGAUCUGGAUGUUGAAGGGUGAAGGGUGAGGAUAGGGAGGGUUAGAGAGUACAGGUGUAGGCGUAUGUAUGUUGAACUUCUUUCACACGGUACGUAGCCAACCGUGCUAAUCGGACGUGUGAGUUUAUAUGGGAAAGUGACACGGGAGUCCUUUCAUCCUGCCAUUGCUGCCACAAUGGGUGUGGGGAUUUAUUCAAGCGCCACUUACGCUGCCGACAAUUGUUUUCAGUUAAACGCUUUCUUGUAAAUUUGAAUAGCAAAGAGAACCAAAAAAAGUGUCAUAAAAAACACAAAAAAAUGCUUUCCGGUUAUACGACCGUUGUCUACAUGUGCCACAGCGCAGAUUAUUACCCCACGAUGCACUUUUAAUGGCAUUUGUAAUCAAAAGUUUGGAAUGCAAAACAUAGCAAUUGAGUUGUUUCUCAAUCGCCACACAAGUCACAUAGUGUCUGGCUGUGGGAAGAGAAAUGUAAAUACACAAUGGGAGAUGAUGUAUUUAGAAUAGCUCUUGUCGCGACUGCUUUUUGCCCAAUUAAAUGUACUUUAUGAAACGUGUCCCCACUGUUCACGAAGCUCUUGCGAAAGCCAGUUGAGGGUGGCGGUGGCUGCUGCUGCUGGAACUCUGAACAAACCGGUGCAGUCCUCUCCACGGCUACGAGCAGCUACGAAGAACGGCGUGUCUUCUUCAUGGGUGCUAAUCAGGUGUUAUUUUAGUGUUGUCCAGGGCUGACCUUGGAAACAUAUCUCCCUGUUCCGAUUGGGGGGCAGGGGGCAAUUGCACCCCCCCUACCACCUACCCCCUUCUCCCAUCCAGUACAGCCACUGCCAUAUUUAAUGUAGCGCACAGUUAAGGGGUGAAUAUCAUUUAGGCACUUAUUCCACUUCAACUGAUUUUUUUUUACAAACGUAUUGUUAUUGUUGUUACACAUAUGUUGCAUAUGUUUUAUGCUAUGUCACGUUCUCCGAUGUGUUGCCAAAUACAAUGUUGAAUUCGAUUAUGCAUUUUGAUAUGGGAAUAUGUAUGUAUGUCGUCCCUUUGGGAUUGAUGCAAUGAGUAUCACCUUGAGAGGCGGUCAACAAUGCUUCUCGUGCAGGUCGCCAUGCUCCUGCCACAGGAACGUGGCAUUUUUACCACCGGUUCAAGGCGAUCAAACAGGAUGUGUAUAUCUUGUCCUAACUCAUUUGAGCAAUUCCGACUUUUUAUAACUUCUUUUUUAACACACCGUAUUUAACGUUGAGAUUAAAAUGCCAAUCGAUGCGGUUACAUCACAUACUGUAUUUAUGCACUGAACUGUAUUUUGUUCACGUACCAUUGUUGCUCAAUAAGUAUCAAGCAACUGUUUUUAUAUAUUAAGAUGUUGUUUUUAUAGAUAUAGGUCGUAAUCGUUGUU